This is a messenger RNA of Mesitornis unicolor (brown roatelo), 768 nucleotides long. RefSeq names its product homeobox A7 (gene HOXA7). The transcript has 3 exons. Gene Ontology annotation, molecular function: RNA polymerase II cis-regulatory region sequence-specific DNA binding; DNA-binding transcription factor activity, RNA polymerase II-specific. Lineage: Eukaryota; Metazoa; Chordata; Aves; Mesitornithiformes; Mesitornithidae. The record is from RefSeq and is a predicted model, not a curated record. Gene Ontology annotation, cellular component: nucleus. The coding region runs from base 1 to 663 and encodes 220 amino acids. Gene Ontology annotation, biological process: regulation of transcription by RNA polymerase II; anterior/posterior pattern specification.
AUGAGCUCUUCGUAUUAUGUGAAUGCGCUUUUUAGCAAAUAUACGGCGGGGGCUUCUCUUUUCCAAAAUGCAGAGCCUACUUCUUGCUCCUUUGCAAGCAACUCCCAGAGAAGCGGCCAUGGGCCCGGGGCGGGGGGUGCCUUCGCCUCCUCCAUGCCCGGCUUAUACAAUGUGAACAGUACCAUAUAUCAAAGCCCGUUCUCCUCCGGAUACAGCCUGGGCUCUGAUGCCUACAACCUGCAUUGUUCCUCUUUUGAUCAGAACAUUCCCGUACUCUGCAAUGAGCUAACCAAACCCAGCUGUGAGAAAGCGGAGGAAAGCAACCUGCACAACCAGGCUGAGCCUAAUUUCCGGAUAUACCCCUGGAUGAGGUCUUCAGGUCCAGAUAGGAAGCGAGGACGUCAGACCUACACCCGCUACCAGACUCUGGAGCUGGAGAAGGAAUUUCAUUUCAAUCGCUAUUUGACUAGGCGGCGGAGAAUAGAGAUCGCCCAUGCCCUCUGCCUGACGGAGAGGCAGAUCAAAAUCUGGUUCCAAAACCGGAGGAUGAAGUGGAAGAAGGAGCACAAGGAGGAGAGCUCCAGCACUCCGGCUCCCACCGAGUCCACGUCAGCAACAGCCUCUGUCGAGAAAGUGGAAGAAGAGGAGGAGGAGGAGGACUAAGGAGUCCCACUCGAGGAAGCGAUCUCUCAGUAUAAUGUAUGCACAUGACAGUUGGAAAAGCUCCCUUUAAAGGAAAAAAAAAAAGAGAGACUCAUUGUUUUUAUU